AUGAGCAACGAGGGCAUUCAGCUUGACUUGAUCAGGGCCAAAGCCUUUAAGAAGCCACCCAAGGGCAGCAUUCUCGACAACCCUGGUGGACCUGGCGUCCUCGUCGAUCUCUGUUACAAAUCCGAGAAAGACCACGGCCGGUUCAUCUGGACACCAUUUAUCGCCAGAGAUAUGCUCUUCAUCGUCGAGGCCCUUGACCAAGGUCAUAAGAUCAACCACUGGGAUACUUCUUACGGCUCUGUUCUGGGCUAUGUUUUUUUUGCCAUGUUCCUUGAUCAUGUUGGACGUUUUGUGCUUGAACAUGCCAUGCACGUCAACUGCUAG
Fusarium keratoplasticum is the source of this 324-nucleotide messenger RNA. RefSeq lists its product as uncharacterized. The coding region runs from base 1 to 324 and encodes 107 amino acids. Lineage: Eukaryota; Fungi; Ascomycota; Sordariomycetes; Hypocreales; Nectriaceae. The record is from RefSeq and is a predicted model, not a curated record. The transcript is spliced from 2 exons.